AAGCGCUGGGGGAGCAGGCGAGGGCGAGUUGGGAGAGAGAGGGAGUGCGUCCUGCCGCCUGGCUGGCCCCCUCCAGCCCGCGGUCCUCUCUCCCUCCCUCUGUUUCUCCCUCGCUCCCUUUCUUUCCUUUCCCUCCCUACUGUCCCCUUCCCGGUGCAGCUCGGACCCGACCCGCCCCCAGGCCAUGGAGCGCUGGCCCUACGGCUGCGCGUGGCUCCUGGUGGCCGGCCGGGCGCUGCUCCAGAUGCGCCGCUCCGACCUGCGCCUGAGCCGCGCGCUGCUCGGGGCCCUGGCGCUGCUAGCCCUAUUGGACUGGCUGUGUCGCCGCCUGCUGCCCACGCUGCCCGGGGUGGCCGUGGUUGCCGGCGCGGGCUGGCUGGUGUUGUCCCGACUGGCUCGGCGGUCAAGGCUGCCCGUGGCGGGGAAGGUGGUCUUCAUCACUGGCUGUGACUCCGGCUUCGGGAAGGAGACAGCCAAAAGGCUAGACGCCAUGGGCUUCACUGUGCUGGCCACUGUGCUGGAGCCAGAGGGCAAAGGGGCCCAGGAGCUGAGGGCCUCUUGCUCCUCCCGUCUAACCCUAUUGCAGAUGGACCUGACCAAACCGGGGGACAUCAGUCGUGCCUUGGAGCUUGCCAAGACCCAAACCGCCAACUCCGGGCUUUGGGGACUAGUGAACAACGCAGGCACCAACGAAAUAGUGGCUGACGUGGAGCUGUCCCCAGUGGCCACCUUCCGCAGCUGCAUGGAGAUCAAUUUCUUCGGGGCUCUGGAGCUGACCAAGGGGCUGCUGCCACUUCUGCGGCGCUCCCGGGGCCGCAUCGUCACCGUGGGCAGCCCGGCAGGAGACAUGCCGUAUCCUUGCCUGGCGGCCUACGGGGCCUCCAAGGCGGCCAUGGCUCUGCUCAUGGACACGUUCCGCAGCGAGCUCCUUCCCUGGGGGGUGAAGGUCAGCGUCAUCCAGCCGGGCUGCUUCAAGACAGCGCCCAUGGAGGAUCCCGGCCUAUGGGAGCAGCGGAAGCGGCUGCUUGUGGCCAGCCUGCCCGGGGAGCUGCUGCAGGCCUACGGAGAGGACUACAUCGAGCACACGCACGGCCAGUUUCUGCGCACCCUGCGUUUGGCCGUGCCCGACCUGAGCCCGGUAGUGGAGGCCAUCACAGACGCGCUGCUGGCGGCUCGGCCCCACCGCCGCUACUACCCGGGCCGCGGCCUGGCGCUCAUGUACUUCAUUCACAACUACCUGCCUGAAGGGCUGCGGCGCCGCUUUCUGCAGGAGUUUUUUAUCAACCACCAGCUGCCCCGGGCCCUGCGCUGCCCGGCCCCGAACCAGAGCCAGCCCACAUCCCAGUGAAGCCUGCCUGCCUGCCCAUUACAGCGGCCAGGGCCCAACCGCUGGGGAACCACCUGCCCAGACACAUCGGGGGUCAAGGGAGAGAGUGGCGGACUUGGGCGUCAGAUCUGGGUUCAAAUCUCAGCUUUGCUCCCGACUACUGUGACCUUGGGCAAAUCCUUUCUUUCUAAGCCCAUUCCUUCUGCUAGAGGAGGUGGUUUGGAUGGAGCGAUCCCACUCGAAGCCCUUUGAUCUCCUGGCUGAGGGCGUGGGCACAGGGCACCCAGGGUAAAUCUGUUGCCUUUUCAUCCACCAAGUGGACCGAAGCUUCCACCUCAGUGGGGUCUCUAGAGCCUUCUCUCCCUCCAGAGCCCAGGGAAGAACUGUGGGGGGCUGCUGUCCCCUGAAGAGUGCCCUGAAGGGGCCCUCCCUGUGGCUGGGAUCCAAAGGGUUAUCCCAAUCCCAUCUUGGCUGGCUCAAGAGUUCGAAUCCUCCCUCAGAGCUGCAGGCUCAGCUGUCUCCUCUCUCCAUCACUUACCUGACUGUCACUUUUCAAUACAGAAGUAAACUGGAAUUUUUAUUUCUUGAA
Messenger RNA from Monodelphis domestica (gray short-tailed opossum), 1916 nucleotides. RefSeq names its product hydroxysteroid 11-beta dehydrogenase 2 (gene HSD11B2). NCBI's taxonomy places the organism in Eukaryota, Metazoa, Chordata, Mammalia, Didelphimorphia, Didelphidae. Gene Ontology annotation, biological process: glucocorticoid metabolic process. The record is from RefSeq and is a predicted model, not a curated record. Gene Ontology annotation, molecular function: 11-beta-hydroxysteroid dehydrogenase (NAD+) activity. Gene Ontology annotation, cellular component: intracellular membrane-bounded organelle.